AUGUGUACGAUGUUAAAAAAGCUUCUUGAAGCCAAAGAUAGUGGAAUAUCAGAAGAAAAUUAUUUUUUUGGUAGAAAUCUUUCAGUGGAUACUUACUUUUCAGAUGCUUUCAGUUUAAACAAUUUCUCUGUCUGUAAUCAUUAUAGCAAGUUCUAUUCCUUUAUAAAUCUUUUAAAACGUGUAGAAUCAAAUGAAGAGCAUAAUUACGACUAUAGUAACAUUGAUAAGGAUCCACAUCCUAAAAAAAGAAAUAGGUUAACUAUUUCGAUAUCAGAUUCUAAAUCUAGUACAUUGAUUGUUAAAGAGUUUUCCGAAUAUCAAUAA
Messenger RNA from Dentiscutata erythropus, 324 nucleotides. The record is from the annotation of a GenBank genome assembly. Lineage: Eukaryota; Fungi; Glomeromycota; Glomeromycetes; Diversisporales; Gigasporaceae.